Messenger RNA from Beta vulgaris subsp. vulgaris (sugar beet), 679 nucleotides. RefSeq lists its product as uncharacterized. The record is from RefSeq and is a predicted model, not a curated record. The transcript has 2 exons. NCBI's taxonomy places the organism in Eukaryota, Viridiplantae, Streptophyta, Magnoliopsida, Caryophyllales, Amaranthaceae. The coding region runs from base 119 to 601 and encodes 160 amino acids.
GGAAACUAAGCUCCCAUACACAGUCCAUUGUUUAGCAGCAGUAUUUCUAUAUACAAGGAUUGCAGCAGAAGUUCGAGGAGAGUUUGAGGUCACGAGAUCGAAUCCUCGGAAUUGAUUGAUGGAUCCAGAAGGACCAGAACUCGAGCAGCAAGAUAAACAAGCUAUCAUGAGGACAAUGUUGAUGCAGGAUUGUACUUUCAAACUGCAGGUUAAGGAGCUGCAUCGGGUAUACAGUGUACAAAGGAGUAUAAUGGAUGAGCUGAAUCAAGAAACGAAAGAACAACCUCCCAAUUAUCUAAAUCACUUAGGAAACUAUUCCAAACCUACUGUUGCACAAGUUUAUAAUAUGAAAGAAGAUGACGAUCAAACUUCAUUAAGGCAAAGUAAAGGUGGGAGUUGCUCUUCUGAUACUGCUGCGGCGGCCUGCAGAUCACCUGUAACAAACUAUUUUGACGUCAAAACGCAUGCGCGCCAGUCCGAUAGUUGCUCCAGUCCCGUGGGGUUUGGCAAGCUAAGCAUCAAUGGUGAUGGUAGUGAUAAAAGUAGUGAGUUGGAUUUGACAUUAAGCAUUGGAUUUGGAGGUAACAGUCAUAGUAGAUAGAAGUUCUCAUGACUAUAAUUAUCUCAUCCUUGUAAGAAGCCAAGGAGUGUAGGAACUACACAUUUUGCAUGUUUACAA